Molecule: messenger RNA, 1021 nt
Organism: Panthera uncia (snow leopard)
Lineage: Eukaryota; Metazoa; Chordata; Mammalia; Carnivora; Felidae
Product: olfactory receptor 5AN1
Exons: 1
Coding region: 83-1021 (312 amino acids)
Biological process (GO): sensory perception of smell; G protein-coupled receptor signaling pathway
Cellular component (GO): membrane
Molecular function (GO): olfactory receptor activity; G protein-coupled receptor activity; odorant binding
Source: RefSeq, a predicted model, not a curated record
CACAAGAGAGCAGUGUAAUGCUGUCAUUUCACCUGAGUCAGCAGAACAUUCUCUGUUCUCUGAUUUUAGAAGCACCAAGCAAAUGGUUGGGGGAGGAAAUAUUACAGAGGUCACUUAUUUCAUCCUUUUGGGAUUCUCUGAUUUCCCCAGAAUCCUAGCAGUGCUCUUUGUUGUAUUCCUGCUCAUCUACAUUAUGACUCUGACUUGGAACUUGUGCCUCAUCAUCUUAAUAAGGAUGGACUCUCACCUCCACACACCCAUGUACUUCUUCCUCAGUAAUCUGUCCUUCAUGGAUAUCUGCUAUGUGACCUCCACAGCCCCCAAGAUGCUCUCCAGCUUUUUCCAAGAGCAGCAAACUAUCACCUUUGUGGGUUGCGCCAUUCAAUACUUUGUUUUUUCAAUCAUGGGACUGAGUGAGUCUUGUCUCAUGACAGCCAUGGCUUAUGACCGAUAUGCCGCCAUUUGUAAUCCUCUUCUCUAUUCAUCAGUCAUGUCACCCACCCUCUGUAUUCGGAUGGUGCUGGGGUCCUAUCUGGCUGGACUCUCUGCUUCUGUAUCCCAAUUGUGUGCCAUACUUCAGCUUCACUUCUGUGGGCCUAAUGUCAUCAACCACUUCUUCUGUGACAUGCCCCAGUUGUUAGUCCUGUCCUGCACUGACACUUUCUUUGUGCAACUCUUGACUGCUAUAUUAACAGUGAUCUUUGGGAUAACAAAUGCCUUCAUCAUCAUGAUAUCCUAUGGCUAUAUUGUCAUCUCUAUCAUGAAGAUCACUUCAGCUAAAGGCAGGUCCAAGGCUUUCAACACCUGUGCUUCUCAUCUGACAGCAGUGUCCCUCUUCUAUACCUCAGGUAUGUUUGUCUAUUUGAGUUCCAGCUCUGGUGGCUCCUCCAGUUUUGACAGAUUUGCAUCGGUUUUUUACACUGUGGUUAUCCCCAUGUUGAAUCCCUUGAUUUACAGUCUGAGGAACAAGGAAAUCAAAGAUGCCUUGAAGAGGAUACAAAAGAAGAGAUGUUACUGCUGA